Messenger RNA from Clarias gariepinus (North African catfish), 2229 nucleotides. It is a transcript of the gene slc9a8, whose product is annotated as solute carrier family 9 member 8. Gene Ontology annotation, biological process: sodium ion transport; regulation of pH; proton transmembrane transport. NCBI's taxonomy places the organism in Eukaryota, Metazoa, Chordata, Actinopteri, Siluriformes, Clariidae. Gene Ontology annotation, molecular function: sodium:proton antiporter activity. Gene Ontology annotation, cellular component: Golgi apparatus; membrane. The record is from RefSeq and is a predicted model, not a curated record. The coding region runs from base 93 to 2066 and encodes 657 amino acids. The transcript has 16 exons.
AUGUGGCCGCUGUGUGACACGGAUUAGCCUAGCAUAUGGAGUUUAAAUGGACAGGAUUUCUUCAUUUCUGAUGGUUUUUGCUUUGUUUAAGGAUGAAGCUGUUAGACAGAGGUGUAGUUUGGUGUUUUGUGGUUUUGUUCUGCCUCGUUUGGGGAAGUAGUAGCGGUGACACACACACUGAUCUCAGGAGAGAGGAGGAGAAGAAGAAGGAGGAUGUGGACCAGAACCAGGACCAGAACCAGGACCAAACCCAGGUCCUCACAGGAGGAGGAGGAGGAGGGGGAGGAGGAGGCGAGGAGCACUUAGGGAUGAAUGAAAACACACCAGACCAACAAACUGACUCUAGCAGAAUAAACGGCACAGAAACGCCGGGCAAUGAAACCUUACACAGCGUCACGCCCACUGCCAAGGCGACGACCUCGACCCCGCCCACUGUCAAGCCUAUCCUGCCGGUCCAGACGGGGGUCAAAGCGCAGGAGGAGGAGCAGUCGAGCGGCAUGAGCAUCUUCUUCAGCCUGCUCGUCAUCGGAAUCUGUAUCAUACUGGUUCACCUGCUGAUCAAAUUUAAGCUGCACUUCCUGCCCGAGAGCGUAGCUGUCGUGUCACUGGGUAUCCUGAUGGGAGCUGUUAUAAAGAUCAUUGAGACUCAGGAGCUGGCUAACUGGAAGGAGGAGGAGAUGUUCAGGCCCAACAUGUUCUUCCUCCUGCUGCUGCCUCCCAUCAUCUUCGAGUCAGGAUACUCGCUUCAUAAAGGAAACUUCUUCCAGAACAUCGGCUCCAUCACGUUAUUCGCCGUCAUCGGCACGGCCAUCUCCGCCUUCAUAGUCGGGGGCGGGAUCUACUUCCUGGGUCAGGCGGAUGUUAUUUACAAGAUGACCAUGACGGACAGUUUUGCAUUUGGUUCUCUGAUCUCAGCCGUGGAUCCUGUAGCCACCAUCGCUAUCUUCAACGCUCUGAACGUAGAUCCGGUCCUAAACAUGCUGGUGUUCGGCGAGAGCAUUCUCAAUGACGCCGUGUCAAUCGUCCUCACCAAUACAGCAGAGGGCUUCACCAGCUCAGACGCCUCGUCUGUAACGGGAUGGCAGACGUUCCUGCAAGCGCUCAGUUACUUCCUGAAGAUGUUCUUUGGCUCGGCCGCCCUCGGCACGCUCACCGGCCUCAUCUCUGCCCUCUGCCUGAAACACUUUGACCUGAGGAAGACGCCGUCUCUGGAGUUCGGCAUGAUGAUCAUCUUCGCCUAUCUCCCGUACGGUCUCGCCGAAGGCAUCAAACUGUCUGGUAUAAUGGCGAUCCUGUUUUCGGGUAUCGUCAUGUCCCACUACACACACCAUAACCUGUCUCCUGUAACACAGAUCCUCAUGCAGCAGACGCUCCGCACUGUCGCCUUCAUGUGUGAAACCUGUGUGUUCGCUUUCCUGGGUCUCUCCAUUUUCAGUUUCCCCCACAAGUUCGAGUUUUCUUUUGUUAUCUGGUGUAUUGUUUUGGUUCUUCUUGGUCGAGCCAUAAACAUCUUCCCUUUGUCCUUCUUACUCAACUUCUUCCGUGACCAUAAGAUCACGCCUAAAAUGAUGUUCAUCAUGUGGUUCAGUGGCCUGAGGGGGGCGAUCCCGUACGCUCUGAGCCUCCAUCUCGGCCUCGAGCCCAUCGAGAAGCGGCAGCUGAUCGGCACCACCACCAUCGUCAUCGUGCUCUUCACCAUCUUGUUAAUGGGGGGCGGGACCAUGCCCCUCAUCCGCAUCAUGGACAUCGAGGACAGCCAAUCACGACGCAGGAACAGGAAGGACAUCAACCUGAGCAAGACGGAGAAGAUGGGUAACACAAUAGAGUCAGAGCACCUCUCGGAGCUGACGGAGGAGGAGUACGAGGCUCAGAUCGUACAGAGGCAGGACCUGAAGGGCUUCCUGUGGCUCGACGCUAAAUACCUCAAUCCCUUCUUUACUCGCAGACUCACACAGGAGGAUCUGCUGCACGGGCGAAUCCAGAUGAAGACUCUGACCAAUAAGUGGUAUGAGGAGGUGCGACAGGGUCCCUCCGGGUCUGAGGACGAUGAAUCUGAACUGCUCUGAAACACACACACACACACACACACACACACAUCUCUCACAUCUACUAAAUAAGGUACACGGGCUGUACCAAGUCACUGGAACGUGCCAAAAACCACAUUUAUAAAGAUGGGAAGGAGAUCAAAUAGAAAGUAACACUGAUGUUAAUGUAACACUGUAUCAAAAA